CAAGAAAAAAAAAUCAUUAGAACAGGAAUUGGGGGUCUUGCUUGAGCUAUCUCCCUCCUCUUUUGCCAAAGUCAGCAGCCAUGGAAAGCCAACAGGAGCAAAGUAUUUGGAGGUCUGUUCCUCAGUUUGGAGCGUGGGAUGGCAAGUCCAUUGGCAGUUCUACCAAUUACUCAGUGAUUUUUAAUCAAGCUCGUGCCACUAGGCAGCAGCACAAAAGAGACCAUCGAUUAAGCCUCGGAAAUGAGGAAGACCUCAUCGCACGUUACAACCAUCAUCAUCAUCAUCAUCAUCAUCAUCAAGAUCAUCGUCAUCAUCGUCAUCAUCAUCGUCGUCAACAUCAACAUCAUCAUCAUCAGGAAGAAGAUGAUCCAGUUGUGAGGAAAAAGAAGAUGUUGAGCUAUUUUAAUUGCUGUAAGGGGGCUUGAUUUUGCACAGCUCUGCAAAUUCCUGGCAUUUUUUUUUUUUUUUUUUUUUUUUUUUUUUUGUUUUCAGUUUGAGACUGCAGUUAGUAAUUCUACAGAUGAUAAAUUUAGUUCUUGGGAAACUUAAAGCUUCUGUAAUAUCAGAUUGAUCUACAUUUCUUUAUUAUUUUAAAUUA
Messenger RNA from Macadamia integrifolia, 598 nucleotides. Its product is annotated as histidine-rich carboxyl terminus protein 1-like. Lineage: Eukaryota; Viridiplantae; Streptophyta; Magnoliopsida; Proteales; Proteaceae. The transcript has 3 exons. The coding region runs from base 81 to 425 and encodes 114 amino acids. The record is from RefSeq and is a predicted model, not a curated record.